GUCAUUUAGGAGCUGUAAGGGCGGAAGUUCUCUCCUACCCACUCGUUUUGUCACGUCCAGGUCCUUUGCACGAAGGCAACAUAGAUACAACCCAUCCUAGACGCUACCAUACUGUAACAGCAGUUUCUCUGCCCUGGCGUGAAGCAAAGGAGGACGGGAAUGACGUCAGAGGUCAGCAUGGUCCCUAUAGAGCUGCAGACGGGUGAUGUGUAUGGUGCCGGGUGUACAUAGGAUAAGGAAAAUGAACAGGAACCUCUUACUGCGGAUAGAACAUGCGGUGAAGUUCCACAAGGCGCAUCAGCCACUACGUACCUUGUGCGUCCGAAAUACAAUGAGAUGGAGACCAGUCCCUUUCCAGUCUGUGCCCACUGUCCAGCACUGUCCUCAAGCAAGCUCAUUCCUAAAUAUGGCCCUUCUGCAGUACCGCUUCUUGUCUGCUAAACAGGAGAAAAUACAUAAGAAACCGAGGCUGCUGCCAAGCAAAGUGAAGGAGCGGAAGAAGGUGGUGGAGGUCUGGCACAACAUCAAAGUUCAUGAGUUGGCGAGAGCCGUGGGUAAAGAUACUGAUGAUGUUUAUAAGGCUCUAAUGUACGCAAACUACGAUGUGGACAACCUAAAGCCAUCGUCGGCGCUGAGUCGGGAAAUGGUGCUGGAAGCAGCAAAGAAAUUUGACGUAAAGGUCACUUAUCAACAGGAAAAAGAAGAGAAAGUCAGGGAAAAUAAAGAUGCUAUAAAAAGGGGCUCUGCAGACCCCUCUGUGCUAGUGCCCAAGCACCCUGUGGUUACUAUAAUGGGGCAUGUGGAUCAUGGAAAGACAACACUGCUUGACCAGCUGCGGAAAACCCAGGUAGCCGCGAUGGAGGCAGGCGGUAUUACCCAGCAUAUCGGAGCAUUUAGUGUUUAUUUAGCUUCAGGGGACAAGAUCACAUUUCUCGACACCCCGGGACAUGCGGCAUUCUCAGCGAUGCGCGAGAGAGGAGCUCACGUUACCGAUAUUAUUGUACUGGUGGUAGCUGCAGAUGAUGGAGUCAUGAAACAAACCGUUGAGUCCAUCCGGCAUGCCAAAGCUGCUAGAGUUCCCAUCAUCCUGGCCAUAAACAAGUGCGACAAGCCUAAGGCUGACCCAGACAGGGUAAAGAGGGAGCUCCUGUCUCAUGAUAUCGUGUGUGAGGAGUUUGGGGGAGAUGUCCAAGCUAUACCUAUAUCUGCAUUAAAGGGAGAAAACUUGCAGGCCUUAGGUGAAGCCAUCAUCACCCUAGCAGAGGUGCUGGAGUUGAAGGCUGACCCCACAGGACUAGUGGAAGGAACAGUUAUUGAAUCAUCUACAGACAAGGGAAAGGGUCCAGUAACCACAGCCAUUGUGCAGAGGGGAACCCUGAAAGAGGGAGCAGUGCUGGUGGCAGGGAAAGCCUGGGCUAAGGUACGGGUGAUGCUGGACGAAAACGACACCGUGCUGAAGAACGUGGAGCCCAGCAUGCCCGUAAAAAUAGUUGGCUGGAGAGAGCUGCCAUCUGCUGGCGAUGAAAUCUUGGAAGUAGAAUCUGAGCACCGGGCCAAGGAAGUUCUUCAGUGGAGGACGUAUGUAGAAGAGCAGGAAGAAAUCAAAAAGGACAUGGAAGUGAUUGAAGUUAAGCAGAAAGAGCACAGAGAGGCUCACAGACAAAAUUUGGAUACUUACCUGGGCCUGACCUGGAAACAGAAGAAAUAUAUGUUGUAUAAGGCUAACAAGUAUCUCAUGGGAAAGAGACCAUCGGAAAAGCUAACAGAUGACAAACCGGUAGUCCCUCUUAUAAUAAAAGGUGAUGUUGAUGGGUCUGUAGAAGCCAUUCUCAAUGUUAUAGACUCCUAUGAUGCAGAGGAAGAGUGUGACCUGGAUUUGAUCCAUUUUGGAGUUGGGGACAUCAGUGAGAGUGACGUUGUUCUGGCAGAAACAUUUAAAGGUUGUGUGUAUGGAUUCAAUGUGAAUGCUAACAAGUCCAUCCAGCAGCUUGCAGCCAAGAAGGAUGUUUCCAUCAAACUUCACAAGGUCAUCUAUCAUCUUAUCGAAGAUUUGAAAGGCGAACUCAGCAGUAAAUUGCAGCCAUUAGUAGAAGAGACUGUAAAAGGAGAAGCUUCUGUUCUGGCUUUAUUUGACGUUGCCGUAGGCAAGAAGACGGUACAAGUGGCAGGCUGCAGGGUUCAGAGCGGUGUCAUAGAUAAGAAGAUGAAAAUUAGGUUGAUCCGUAACCGUGAAGUUAUUUGGGAAGGGUCACUAACAUCCCUGAAGCACCACAAGAACGAUGUCCCCACAGUAAAGACAGGAGUGGAGUGCGGCAUGAGUUUGGAUGAUGAUGAUGUUGAGAUAAAAGUUGGAGAUGAAAUAAUCUGCAUUGAGGAGAAAACCGUACCUCAGAAAAUAUCAUGGGAUCCUGGAUUUUAGGUGUCCAGUUGUUUGGUGUGUGUAAUACACAUGAGCACUUACCUGUACUGUCCUCCCAAUUAAUGAGGUGCUGCUAUUGUACUACUAAUGUGAGUGCGCUCCUAGUAAACGGGACUUAAUAAAUGAGACUUUUUCAUUGAA
Molecule: messenger RNA, 2560 nt
Organism: Pseudophryne corroboree (corroboree frog)
Lineage: Eukaryota; Metazoa; Chordata; Amphibia; Anura; Myobatrachidae
Gene: MTIF2
Product: mitochondrial translational initiation factor 2
Exons: 14
Coding region: 206-2419 (737 amino acids)
Biological process (GO): translational initiation
Cellular component (GO): cytoplasm
Molecular function (GO): translation initiation factor activity; GTP binding; GTPase activity
Source: RefSeq, a predicted model, not a curated record